This is a messenger RNA of Miniopterus natalensis, 3194 nucleotides long. Lineage: Eukaryota; Metazoa; Chordata; Mammalia; Chiroptera; Miniopteridae. The record is from RefSeq and is a predicted model, not a curated record.
AAGGCCAAGAACGCCCCCAAAAUCUGUUUCUAAUUUUACAGAAAUCUUUUGAAAUUUGGCACGGUAUCGAAAAGUCCGUGGAAAGAAAAAAAACAACAACCUUGUCCUAGCUUCGGCUUCCAACUCCAAAGACAGACUUGCUUCCUUUCAACGGUUUUCACAGAUCCAGUGACCCACGCUCUGAAGUCAGAAUUAGCUAACUUUCAAAAACAUCUGGAGAAAUGAAGACAUGGUUGAAAAUUGUAUUUGGAAUUGCCACCUCUGCUGUGCUUGCUUUACUGGUGAUAUGCAUUGUCUUACGUCCUUCCAGAGAUCACAACUCUGAAGGAAAUACAAGAGCACUCACACUGAAAGAUAUUUUAAAUGGGACAUUUUCUUAUAGGACAUUUUUCCCAACCUGGAUUUCAGGGCAAGAAUAUCUCCAUCAAUCUACAGAUAACAAUAUAGUAUUCUAUAACAUAGAAACAGGAGAAUCAUAUACCAUUUUGAGUAAUACCACCAUGAAAAGUGUGAAUGCUUCAAAUUUUGGCUUAUCACCUGAUCGUCAAUUUGCAUAUCUGGAAAGUGAUUAUUCAAAGCUUUGGAGAUACUCUUACACAGCAACGUACCACAUCUAUGACCUUAGGAAUGGGUCCAGGUUGGAGACAUUGUUUUGGAGAAGGAAACAAGGGAGUUUCUUCAGGCUUCUCACACUACACCUGGGAGAUUUUGUGAGAAGAAAUGAGCUUCCUCAUCCAAUUCAGUAUAUUUGCUGGUCUCCUGUUGGGAGUAAAUUAGCAUAUGUAUAUCAAAACAAUAUCUAUUUGAAACAAAGUCCAGAAAACCCACCUUUUCAAAUAACGUAUAAUGGACAAGAAAAUAAAAUAUUUAAUGGAAUUCCAGACUGGGUUUAUGAAGAGGAAAUGCUUGCUACAAAAUAUGCUCUCUGGUGGUCUCCAAAUGGAAAUUUUUUGGCAUAUGCAGAGUUUAAUGACACAGAGAUACCAGUUAUUGCCUAUUCUUAUUAUGGUGAUGAGCAAUAUCCUAGAACAAUAAAUAUUCCAUACCCAAAGGCUGGAGCUAAGAAUCCUGUUGUUCGGAUAUUUAUUGUCGAUACCACUUACCCUGAGCACGUAGGUCCCGUAGAAGUGCCAGUUCCAGCAAUGAUAGCCUCAAGUGAUUAUUAUUUCAGUUGGAUCACGUGGGUUACUGAUGAACGAAUAUGUUUGCAGUGGCUGAAAAGAAUUCAGAAUGUUUCAGUCUUGUCUAUAUGUGAUUUCCGGGGAAGCUCGCAGACAUGGUAUUGUCCAAAGACCCAGGAACAUAUAGAAGAAAGCAGAACUGGAUGGGCUGGUGGAUUUUUUGUUUCAGCACCAGUUUUCAGCUCUGAUUCCACUUCAUACUACAAAAUAUUUAGUGACAAGGAUGGCUACAAACAUAUUCACUACGUCAAAGACACUGUGGAAAAUGCUAUUCAAAUUACAAGUGGCAAGUGGGAAGCCAUAAAUAUAUUCAGAGUAACACGGGAUUCACUGUUUUACUCUAGCAAUGAAUUUGAAGGUUAUCCUGGAAGAAGAAAUAUCUACAGAAUUAGCAUUGGAAACUAUCCUCCAAGCAAGAAGUGCAUUACUUGCCAUCUAAGGCAAGAAAGGUGCCAAUAUUACACAGCAAGUUUCAGUGACUACUCCAAGUACUAUGCACUUGUCUGCUAUGGCCCCGGCCUCCCGAUUUCCACCCUUCACGAUGGCCGCACCGAUCAAGAAAUUAAAAUCCUGGAAGAAAACAAGGAAUUGGAAAAUGCUUUGAAAAAUAUCCAGCUGCCUAAAGAGGAAAUAAAGAAACUUGAAGUGGAUGAAAUUACUUUAUGGUACAAGAUGAUUCUUCCACCUCAGUUUGACAGAUCAAAGAAGUAUCCCUUGCUAAUUCAAGUGUAUGGUGGUCCCUGCAGUCAGAGUGUAAGGUCUGUAUUUGCUAUUAGUUGGAUAUCUUAUCUCGCGAGCAAGGAAGGGAUAGUCAUUGCCUUGGUGGAUGGGCGAGGAACAGCUUUCCAAGGGGACAAACACCUGUAUGCAGUAUAUCGAAAGCUGGGUGUUUAUGAAGUUGAGGACCAGAUCACAGCCGUCAGAAAAUUCAUAGAAAUGGGUUUCAUUGAUGAAAAAAGAAUAGCCAUAUGGGGCUGGAGCUCUCCUCUCACUCUCACCCUCUCUAAAGAUGGACCUUUCUGCACCAAAAUGUGAUAUGAUCUCUCCUGACCUGAGGGAAAUUAUUUCCAGAAAUGUGUGGUAAUAAUAUUUUAAAAACAAGAUACGUACGUCCCUAGUUGGAGAGUCCCCAGAAUACUGCUUAGUCCGUGAUUCCAGGAGCAGUACCUCUCCCAGCUGUGUACACAGAUCAGAGGUGCCGUCCAGGGGGAUGCAGGCUAAUUGUGAUGCUCUGGUUCUUUCUUCAUUUUUAGAAAAAGGUUCAGUUUUCCAAACAACAAGCACCUCCUUAUGUUAUUAGGGUCACAUUUCGGAAUUACCUAUUGAUUCCUGGGGGAAGAAAAGUGAUGAAAGCUAAACCUGCUCUUGACGACUCUGAAAGGUGUAUUCCCUUGUGUAUUUCUUUGUUUUUGUAUUAUAUUUGUGGGAGGGUAUGUAACAUUUUUAAAACACCAGUGGCUUUCCCUCCUUUCAGCUGCCUUGCCAGAAAUCCUUAAAACGGAAUAUGCAACGCGACCUUAUACACAAACCCUGGCCAUGUCCUAAACAAUCUAGAAGGUUCUUAUGUCCUUCCCUUGCUGUUCUGUGAUGAAAAUAAGUAAAUACACAGAUACAAGUUCUGCCUCAAAAGGACUUUUGCAAGCUAUGGGAAGUAGCUUGCAUUUACAUUUUGGGAAGCAUCUUUUUUGGUGCAUUUCUUUGAAGUCGAAUCCUGUUUUUGCUGUAGCAAGGCCCUGGUUGGAAAAAUAUAGAAGAGGGGGAAAAAGAGAGAUUUUUGCAGAAAAAUUGCAAUUAUAUCCAUCUUUUAAACUGCUCUUACCAUGUUCUGAUCAGCACACCAAGUAUUUAAAAUUUACUGGGGAUGAAAUUACCCUCACGUCUGGUGGGGCUUGCUGCCAAAGGUGUAAGGUAGACAUUUAAUCUACCUUAUCCGUGUUCCCCAGUUCCCAUCAGCACUUAUUGUGAGUAAAGUUGCUGUAAAAAUGUAGAGGAGAGUUUAUGAAAGUAAAUGUA